AUGGCGACCGCCGCCGACAUUGGAGUAGGUGUGGCGAGACUCAGCAAAGCGUGCACCGAGUGUCACUCGCGCAAAGUUAAGUGCGAUGCGCCUGUGGUUGGGAUACCCUGCGGCCGAUGUGCCAGCAAGGGAUACUACGAGAGUUGCAAGUUGGUCUCUCGCCAGAUACGAAAGAGAGAAUCCUUGUCAAAUCAUGCCGUAGUUGAUUCACCUGGCCUUUCUACUCGCAGGGUGCAGCGAUCUUCCACUCGACACACGCAUGGUCCACAUGGCCUUGGUGAACUUGGGAAGACGAGCUCGAUAGGCUCAGGCCGCACGCCCGAAAACAUACGAGACGUCUAUGCACUCCCACAGGCGCAAGCAGAAUACAACGGAAGGAGUCAUUAUCUCAAUAUAUUGAAGACGGCGAUGAAUGGCAGUCAGACGAGUGAAAGUCCCGGACUCGGGUCUACUGCCAACAGCUCCACCGAUAACACUCCACACUACCCAGAAAACACACAGGUCGGCAUGUCUGGUUUGGAUCCAGUGGAUCUGGAGUUUCUUAUGAAGAAGGGCGCAUUUGUGUUGCCGCACCGGGAUACCUUAAUGGUGUUUUUGACUGCCUAUUUUCGCUUUGUUCAUCCAUAUUCGCCCGUAUUGGACCCAAGCCACUUCUUACAGAGUUACGAGUUAGGAUCCUAUUCGCCGUUUCUCAUACAGACGGUCCUAACGAGUGCUACUCUCUACGUGCCGACUGACCUCCUCACCUCAUGUGGAUACUCAAACGUCACAGAGGCGCAGACAGCAUUCUUCAAUAAAGCGUUGCUGCUACACGACUUUCAAUGCGAGAAGAGUCAGCUAUGCCUGCUGCAAGGAUCCCUCAUCUUGGGUACAACUGCCUUUUUCUACCCCAUUGACCGAGAUGUUCAGUACUGGUUCUUCAACGCCGUUCGGCUUGCCACGAAACUGGAACUCCAGAAGCUUGAUCAAUUACGGAUUGCGGAUGCCCAGCUUCGCGGGCUGUACAGAAGAAUUUGGUGGGUGAUAUACUGUCGAGACGUGCUACUGUCAUUCCUGGGCAUGCAAAGUAUGCCUCUGGUCAGCUACAAGAAGAAGCUGCCAGCAUUGCCAACGGCGGAAGAUUGGGAGGUUCAAAGCGACGAAAUGCAUGCCCUAUUUUCUCUCGCACUAACCCGUGAACAAGAGCUUCACUUUAUCGAUUACUGUAACUUGUCUGUGCUAGGAAGGAAAUGGCUAGUCGGAAUAUCCGACCCCGAUCAGGUCAACGCUGAAACCAUGGCUCACGAGUUUCACGACUGGAGAAGUCAGCUUCGAGGAGCAACCUACGCAGACCAUCACCUUACCGACGGCCCCUACCUCACGGCCCUCAUCGCAGCCAGCUACCGGUUCGAGUGUAUCUUGUACAGGACUCUCAAGCUUCAUUGGAAGUCUGUUGAUGUUUCCCGGCACGACUGGGCAAGAGGUCGACUUCGAUGCUCUAUGUUUGAGCUUGACACGCUGUUUGGCAGAGCACUUGCAAAUGGUGAGCUUGGGAGCCUGCCCAUGUCAUUCAAUUCAAAUAUCCCAAUAGCACUGGCCCUCCACAUAGAGACCGCCUUGGAUGCUGUCGAGUCAAACGCAACCAAGUCCAUGUCGCUCAUCUAUAUUCGUCAAGGAUUGCUCAUUCUAGAGCAACUUCAGGACUUACCAGUCAUGAAGAGGAUAUUGUCCAUCUUUGAGUGGGCGUUAAAUCGGUUGGAUUUAAUCCCAGAGGCUUCCCGGGACAAGCAACUCAGUGACGGUAUUCAUGCUGGUAUGGUGCAGGACGGGUCUGUGGACCAGAUGGGAGCCUCGACGGAUCAUGAAUUUGGAGAAAUGCUCGAUCAGAUGGAGCCGUGGUUUGGCGAUUUCCUUGUGCUUGACUUCAUCGACAAUUUGAGAUCGAGCGGCGACAGAAUAUAG
This is a messenger RNA of Colletotrichum acutatum, 1941 nucleotides long. RefSeq lists its product as uncharacterized. The transcript has 7 exons. The coding region runs from base 1 to 1941 and encodes 646 amino acids. Gene Ontology annotation, biological process: DNA-templated transcription; regulation of DNA-templated transcription. NCBI's taxonomy places the organism in Eukaryota, Fungi, Ascomycota, Sordariomycetes, Glomerellales, Glomerellaceae. Gene Ontology annotation, molecular function: DNA-binding transcription factor activity, RNA polymerase II-specific; zinc ion binding; DNA binding. The record is from RefSeq and is a predicted model, not a curated record.